Daphnia carinata is the source of this 3803-nucleotide messenger RNA. Its product is annotated as myc protein-like. Gene Ontology annotation, molecular function: protein dimerization activity; RNA polymerase II cis-regulatory region sequence-specific DNA binding; DNA-binding transcription factor activity, RNA polymerase II-specific. Bases 313 to 1950 code for a protein of 545 amino acids. The record is from RefSeq and is a predicted model, not a curated record. Gene Ontology annotation, biological process: regulation of transcription by RNA polymerase II. Lineage: Eukaryota; Metazoa; Arthropoda; Branchiopoda; Diplostraca; Daphniidae. The transcript has 4 exons.
CUCGCUGCAAGCCAGUCACAGGGUGGAUGCCGAGCCGGUAACAUCGUCUCUCCGAAACGUCUCUUGGAAGAACAACUUAAAACAUACAAUUUCUAUCUGUAUUCGAUUUUUUCCGGCUCGACUUCACUCGACGACGAAAAUCAGGAAAAGUGCACAAAUCAAAUUACGGAUUAUCGACAAUUGUUCUCCACUUUACAACGAAUGUCACGGACCUGUGUGUGUAGCUCCGUGUGUUUGUGUUAAAACCCUCCCUUAAAUUAAAAGAAAAAAAAAACUCACGAAAACUUAAAAUUUUCCCGGGCAAAAGUGAUCAUGUCGUCCAUGUGUGAAUCGCUAUUUUUCGGUCACAGUGACCUUUUGCUAUCAUCGACAGGGCCGUGCAUCAUGACAACAAAUGACUGUUCGUGGUCCAGCCAGUUGGACAUGCCAACACCGCCCGUUUCACCAUCUCGAAGCAACGACAACGAUAUGAAGAAAGAAACGACAUCAGUCAUCGACGAAGAUCUCGACUUGGGUUUAGGCGAAUUGAUUAGCGGAAUGGAUUUGCCGCUGUUUUUAGACAAUCUCGAUUCCGACGCUUGGUUUAGCGAUUUACAUUCUGACGCCAUCGUGCCAGACGUCCUCCCCGAAAACAAGUGCGACUCGGUCAAUGAAUUAAGACACGACUGCAUGUGGGCGGGACAUUGCCCAGCUGAAGAACAUCGAAGCAAGAAAGAUUUGGUCCAGCUUCCCUGUUUGUUGUCAUCCAGUCCACCUGAAUCGACGGUCUUGACCAUGCCCUGCGUUUUACCCAUUGCCGUUGGUUGCCGAACCCGACUCGAUACGCUGGGCUCCGUCAGACCUGAAACUCCAAUCUCCUUGUCCGAUUCUGAAUUGGAUGCUGAUCAAUUAACCAGCGAUGAAGGCAGUAACAAGAUUCACCAUUCGUCUUCUUCCUCGUCUGGCGAUGAAUCUGAAUCGGACGAAGAUCCACCAAUGAUGAAUUAUCAACCGACUUUGCCUCCAAAUAUUCAUCCAGUGCGGAGUCAUCAGAUGCGCAAAAUGACCAACAACAACAAGCUCGUCAAGACGGUGUCAUCUUCGAAUUCGUCGCUCAUUCCCGAUCACAGUUACAGCCAUAGUGAUCACUCGUAUCACACGCAACGGAGACCUGUUAUGUCUGAUCAUUUGGCUAUGGCAUUCGAACUUGGAGCACCAACGCCUUCCGAUUCAGAAGAAGAAAUUGAUGUCGUGUCAUUGGGUGAAGUUCUGCGUAUGAAUCCGUCUGCGGCUGCCGCUGCCAUGACCGCAACAACCGGCAAGUCAUUAUCUGCUGGUAAUGUGGCGUCUCCUACCAACACGACGUCCGUCAGUCACGCUCCACUCCGACUUAAAUUGAAAGUUGGAGGUACACCUGCUGCUUCCGGACAAGUGCUGAUGCGCAAAGCUCUUCCAUCGCAUCCGUCUGCGCUGGUGAGGCAACAAUUGCAGUUGGCUGUUGCGUCGGCUGCCCAGCAGCGCAAACAUUCAGAACAGACGUCUAAGAAAUCAGGUGAUAUCAAAUUGAGCGGGAAAAUGAGCCACAGCGAGCGGAGUAGCAGCAGCAACAGUGAGCGAAGCAGCAGUAAAAGACCUCGGUCUUCCGGCGAAAGCGGUUCCAGUUCUCCGCGGAAGCGUUGCUCCCGGGCUGCCAGCGAUUCCGAGGACAGCUGCGAAAAACGCUCCCAGCACAACUCGAUGGAGCGUCAACGACGAGUAGAUCUCCGUAACGCUUUCGAAUUCCUCCGUUCGCUGAUUCCCGAUCUGGAAGCUACGGAUCGGGCGGCAAAAGUUGUCAUUUUGAAAAAAGCCGCCAACUUUUGCCAGGGAUUGACGAAUCGAGAAAAACAGUUUGUUGCAGAUAAAGACGCCCUCCAAAAACGCCAAGAAAUGUUGAGGAAGAGAUUGGCGCUUUUACAACGCCGGCGUUAAAAAUUAUUCGAAUUAAGUAGACCACAAUUUUUUUUUUUUCUAAAAAUAUGGAACUAACUAAAAAAAAAAAAUAAUCAAGCUUUUUUUUUCUUUUGAGAUGCGCGCGCACAUUUAUGCGGAAUAGGUUUUUCUGUUUAAAGAAUUGAUUUUUUGCGGGAUUUACUGGAAACGGCUUAGAAUUUUUGUUUUGUUUUUUCCUUGUUUGAAAAAGAAAAAAGUCGAACCUUUCUUUUUUUGUUAGGGCCUUUAACUAUAAUGGUUCUCGUAAAUAAUCCGUUUUUUUCCCCAACGUUUCUCUACAGCGGUAAACAGCGGAGGGGAAAAAAACUUGUACAAACUAAAAAAAAAAUUAAUUUUUCGGUUAAAAAAAAAUAAUUUGGAAAAAAAAAAUAAGUUUUUGUUCUUUUCGGGCGACUCGGAGUUCGCUUUCAAAUCGAUUUUUGUUCCCCAUUUAUUUUCGCUCUACACAUACAUACACACGCAAAAUGGCAAGAUUUAAUUUUGGUUAGUUCUUUUUUUUUCUGUUUAUCGUACACACACACACACACACAUACAGUUUCUAUUAUAUAUAUAUACAUAUAUAUAUACAUUUAUAUAAUCUAUUUCGGAUGGGCAAGUAUAAUGUUGUAUGUGUCUCCCCCCCCCCCCUCAGUUAACUUUAUAUAUUUGUGUAACGUGUCUCAAUAAUCCCGCCCGACGGUACAAAAGCGAAUUAUGUGUGUGCGUUUCUUUUUUCUGCGAGUGAUUCAAAAGUGUACAACUACUACAGCACCGCAACACACACACACCGCACGUGUGUGUGUGUGUUGCGUUGUACAUGUGAUUUUUCUUGUGUUUGGGUGUGUCAUUGAUAGCCUCUCCUUUUUUUUUUUUAGAAUUCGUUUCGCGUCAACACAGCAAGUGCCUUUUUUCUUUCGUUUAUGCAGCCAUGUUUCUUUUUUUCUCGAGUUAAAACUUAAAUGGGGUUUAAUAAUUAUCCAAGAGAUAACAUAUCAGUUCAUUUUUUUUUUUUUGCGUAGGGGUUGCUUUUCUAGUUUUUAUUUUUGGUUCGUUUGAUUGUGCAUCAUCACAGUGCCUUGUUCUUUAAUUUUUUCUGGGUUGCGAAGAUGGAGAGAGAAAAUCAGUUUACACACAGCGAGCUUUUCAAAAAAAAAAAAAGUUCUCUCGAUGUUUAGAAAAGCUUGGAGAUCAGCGGUAUACAUUUAUAAUUAAUUCGUUUGUUUCGGCUUAUCGCGCGUGGUUUAAAAUCGUACUUGCGUGUGUUGAAUCUUUUUUUUCUUUUUUGGUCACAUCCACACAUCAUCUGUCGUUCCAUUGAAUGUCCAAUUUUUGCAAUCAGGUCAGAGUUCUUUCACAAAAAAUAUGCAUAAAACAAAAAAAAAAUACGCUUUUUUUUUGUUUUUUGUUUCUGGAAAUAUAAAAAAAAAAUCUGCUCAGGAAAGAAAAACCACUUUCGUCUUUUUGCCAAGAUUACCUCUCUGUUUAAACGCUUAAAGACAAUUCAGAUACAACUCAAAAUAUUUUUGUUCUCUCCGAUAUACAGAAAAUCUAGUACACACAGUUUAUUAUGCAAAACAGCCCUCAAUUCAAAAUACAAACAUGGUCAAAUUUCUCCCACUCUGUUAACCCCUGAACGCGAGAUGAUGUGAUGAUGAUGUCCCUCCUCCCACAUAACUAUUAUUACACAUAGAAAAUUUACAAGUGUGUGUGUGUGUGUGUGUUUUUCGUGUAGCAGCCCGAUUGUUUUUUGUAUUUUUGCGAAAUAAUAAAAAAAAAAGACGAAUGCAAGUGAGAGAAAAAAAGCGCUUAUAAUACCAAUGUUCGGAUUAAAUAAUAAAGAUGGACACAAUAAU